UUCAACAGGGAAAAUGAUGGCUCCCUUAAAUCUCUCCCUGCCAAGCAUGUUGAUACUGGCUUGGAAUUUGAAAGACUGACUUCGGUACUUCAGAACAAGCAACUGGAGCUCGGCCUUAUACUGGAAAAGUUGGACCAGAUGAUGUGGACAAUGUGGACAUGGGAUAUAGGGUUGUUGCUGAUCAUAUCAGAACUCUUUCAAUUGCCAUUGCCGAUGGGGCUUGUCCAGGUAAUGAGGGACGUGAAUAUGUUUUGAGACGUAUCCUUCGUCGAGCAGUUCGAUAUGGAAGUGAAGUUUUAAAAGCUCAAGAAGGAUUUUUCAAUGGACCAGUGAGUACUGUUGUGAAAUUGAUGGGUGAUAUCUUCCCAGAGCUGAAACAACAUGAGGUGCGAAUUAGGGAAAUAAUUGCAGAAGAGGAAGCAAGUUUUGGGAAAACUUUGUUAAAGGGAAUUGAGAGGUUUAAGAAGGCCGCUCAGGAUGUACAAGGGAAGAUAUUGAGUGGGCAGGAUGCUUUUAUCUUGUGGGAUACAUAUGGAUUUCCAUUAGAUUUGACUCAGUUGAUGGCGGAAGAGAGGGGGCUGCUGGUUGAUAUUCAGGGUUUCAAUAAUGCCAUGGAUGAGGCAAGGGAAAGAUCAAGAAAUGCUCAAAAUAAGCAAGCUGGUGGUACUAUUGUCAUGGAUGCUGAUGCUACAGCAUCAUUGCACAAAAAGGCAGUUGCUUCAACCGAUGACAAAUUCAAAUUUAUUUGGUUUAAGGAUCAUGAAAGUGUGGUAAAGGCUAUUUACACUGGUAGUGAAUUUCCAGAAAGUGUAGCAGUUGGUGAUGAAGUUGGUUUAGUCCUGGAAUCUACAAGUUUUUAUGCUGAGCAAGGUGGUCAGAUUUUUGAUACGGGAUCAAUUGAAGGUCCCUUUGGCUCAUUUCAAGUAUGCAAUGUUCAAAUAUAUGGAGGUUUUAUUGUACAUAUCGGUUCAUUUAAUGGAGGGAGUGGCAGAAUUUUUCUGGGUGACAAAGUUAUUUGUAAGGUCGACUACGAGCGGCGUAAGCUCAUUGCUCCUAACCAUACUUGUACACAUAUGUUGAAUUUUGCUCUUCGGGGAAUACUUGGAAAUCAUGUUGAUCAGAAGGGUUCAAUCGUUCUUCCUGAAAAACUGAGAUUUGAUUUCUCUCAUGGCAAGCCCGUGGAUCCUGACGAUUUGAGAAAAAUAGAAUCAAUUGUGAACAAACAAAUAGAAGAUGAGCUGGAUGUAAAUGCUAAGGAGGCAACCCUUGCUGAAGCAAAGCGUAUUAAUGGGCUACGAGCUGUUUUUGGAGAAGUCUAUCCCGACCCAGUUAGAGUUGUCACAAUUGGGAAAAAUGUUGAGGAACUCCUGGCUGAUCCAGAUAAUGAAAACUGGUUAACCAUUUCUUCAGAGCUGUGUGGAGGUGGUUGCUUCGUUCAAAAACCGUGUUGAUUCAGCACCAAUUCCUGCUGCUAAAAAAGUUGAAAUUAGGGCUAAAAUUGCCUUGCUUCAGAAUGAAGUGAGGAAGGUUCAGAAGAAGCUUGCUGAAGAAAAUAUGCAGAAAGCUGUCAAAAUUGCAAUUGAAACAGCAGAAGUGGCUUCUUUA
Molecule: messenger RNA, 1605 nt
Organism: Momordica charantia (bitter melon)
Lineage: Eukaryota; Viridiplantae; Streptophyta; Magnoliopsida; Cucurbitales; Cucurbitaceae
Source: RefSeq, a predicted model, not a curated record